GGUCAGUGCCGCGCGCCUGUCACCCAAGCUUCCCUCCUGUUCGCGCUGAGCUGUAAUCAAGGCCCCGCUGCAGAGGGAGGGAGGCAGGCGGGCGGUGCUGCUCCUCCUCCUCUUCUUUCUCCUGCUGCUCCUGCAAGGGGCUUUUCGCCUCCUCUUCGGCCGGCCCGUGCUGCCCUGCGCUCCGAGGCCAUGGAGCUGGCGGACGGCGUGGUGUACCAGGAGGACCCGGGCGGCCCCGGCCCGGCCAUGAUGUCGGAACGGGUGUCGGGUCUGGCGGGCUCCAUCUACCGCGAGUUCGAGCGGCUCAUCGGGCGCUACGACGAGGAGGUGGUGGCCGAGCUGAUGCCGCUGGUGGUGGCCGUGCUGGAGAACCUGGACUCGGUCUGCGCGCACAGCCAGGAGACCAGCGUGGAGCUGGAGCUGCUGCGGGACGACAACGAGCAGCUCCUCACCCAGUACGAGCGGGAGAAGGCGCUGCGGAAGCAGGCCGAGGAGAAAUUUAUUGAAUUUGAAGAUUCUCAAGAACAAGAAAAAAAGGAUCUGCAGAUAAGAGUGGAAGCCUUAGAGUCGCAAACCCGGCAGCUUGAACUGAAAGCAAAAAACUAUGCUGAUCAAAUUACCAGACUGGAAGAGAGGGAAGCAGAACUGAAGAAAGAAUACAAUUCUCUUCAUUCAAGACAUACAGAGAUGAUUCAUAAUUACAUGGAGCACUUGGAAAGAGCCAAACUUCAUCAACUGACUGGGGGUGAUCAACUAGAACCCAUCAUGCACAGUAGAACUAGCAGAAAGGAACCUCCCAUAUCAUUGGGCAUCUUCCCGCUGCCUCCAGGAGAUGCACUUCUCACACCUGAUAAUCACAGAGGAACAGUGGAAACUCCUGGGUCAGAUAAUUGGAAGUUCCGUGAACUAAGUCAGCCUCGCUCCCGCACCAGUUUAAAGGAUGAACUUUCUGAUGUUAGCCAAGCAGGUUCCAAAUGUACUACGCCAGUCUUAACUGCUGCUUCAGAUGUGCUUGCGCCUGCUGAAUCUCCCUCGAAAGAACACAAGGAAGGGCUUGAGAAGGACUCCGAUAUAGGGAACAAGAACAUUGAAGUGCAAGUAGCCCAAGAAACAAGAAGUGUGUCUAUUGGUUCUAAUGAAAAUGAAGACAAAUCUGAAGUUCAGGCAAUCAUCGAAUCCACUCCAGAGCUGGAUAUGGAUAAAGACCUUAGUGGAUAUAAAGGUUCAAGCACACCUACCAAAGGCAUAGAGAACAAAGCAUUUGAUCGUAAUACAGAAUCACUGUUCGAAGAACUAUCUUCUGCUGGCACUGGUCUGAUAGGGGAUGUGGAUGAAGGAGCAGACCUACUGGGGGAAUAUUCUGGAAUGGGUCGUGAAGUUGAAAACCUUAUCUUAGAAAAUACACAACUGCUAGAAACCAAAAAUGCCUUGAAUGUGGUGAAGAAUGACUUAAUAGCAAAAGUAGAUGAGCUCACCUGUGAGAAGGAUGUGCUGAAAGGAGAGCUGGAAGCUGUAAAACUGGCCAAACAAAAGCUUGAAGAGAAGAACAAGGAAUUGGAAGAAGAACUUAGAAAAGCCCGCGCAGAAGCAGAAGAAGCAAGGCAAAAAGCAAAGGAAGACGAUGAUAGUGAUAUUCCUACUGCUCAGAGAAAGCGAUUCACUCGGGUUGAAAUGGCCCGUGUCCUCAUGGAAAGAAAUCAGUAUAAAGAGCGGCUAAUGGAGCUCCAAGAAGCAGUGCGAUGGACUGAAAUGAUACGGGCAUCACGAGAAAAUCCAGCCAUGCAAGAGAAGAAAAGAUCAAGCCUUUGGCAGUUAAUGCCAACUGGUUUUAGCAGACUAUUCAGCUCAUCAGGCAAUACUGCUAAGAAACCAGAACCACCAGUUAAUGUUAAGUACAAUGCUCCAACCUCCCACAUUACUCCAUCAGUCAAGAAAAGAAGCAGCACUUUAUCCCAGUUACCCAGUGACAAAUCAAAAGCCUUCGAUUUCCUCAGCGAAGAGUCUGAGGCCAGUCUUGCCUCACGUAGAGAGCAGAAGAGAGAACAGUACCGCCAAGUGAAAGCCCAUGUUCAGAAGGAAGAUGGUAGAGUGCAAGCUUUUGGUUGGAGCCUUCCUCAGAAAUAUAAACAGGUUGUAAAUGGUGGUGGCCAGGGUGAUAACAAAAUGAAGAACUUACCUGUGCCUGUUUACCUAAGGCCACUCGAUGAAAAGGAUACAUCCAUGAAGCUUUGGUGUGCUGUAGGAGUUAAUUUGUCUGGAGGGAAGACAAGAGAUGGCGGUUCAGUGGUUGGUGCCAGUGUGUUCUACAAUGAUGUGACGACUCUAGAUGCAGAGAGCAACAAACAGAGGAGCGCAUCACAGAGUAGCUUGGAUAGAUUAGAUCAAGAACUCAAGGACCAGCAGAAAGAGCUGAGAAACCAGGAAGAAUUGUCAAGCCUUGUGUGGAUCUGUACUAGCACCCACUCUGCUACAAAAGUCAUCAUUGUAGAUGCUAACCAGCCAGGAAACAUCCUCGACAGUUUCAUUGUUUGUAAUUCUCAUGUGCUUUGUAUAGCUAGUGUACCAGGAGCCCGCGAAACUGACUAUCCUACAGGAGAAGAAGGGUCACAAGAACUGGACUCUGGUCUGGUGGACAAAUCAUCCUUGUCUGGCAGUAUGAAUAGCAACUGCUCAGCAGAAACAGACAGUCUUUUAGGAGGAAUCACAGUAGUUGGUUGUACGGCAGAGGGUAUUACAGGGCCUUCUGCUGCCCACAGUGCCAAUGGUGCCUCCCCUGAGACAAAUAAACAGCCAGACGUUUCAGCUGAGAAUGAUGCAGUGGAUGAGAACAUUCAGACAGCAGAGGAAGCAACCGAGGCGACAGAAGUCAAUGCUGGCUCAGGAGAAGAAGUUGCAGAUAUUGCACAGACUGGAGUCUACACAGAACAUGUCUUCACAGAUCCUUUGGGAGUUCAGGAUACCGUAGAGGGUUCUCCAGCAUUUCAGCCUAGCAACGAGUCAGAUUUGUAUAAGGAUGUUGCUGUGUUGCCAAAUGAGCAGGAUCUCGUAAGAGAAGAAGCACAGAAAAUGAGCAGCCUUUUGCCAACAAUGUGGCUUGGAGCCCAGAAUGGAUGCUUAUAUGUUCAUUCUUCAGUGGCUCAGUGGAGAAAAUGUGUUCAUGCAAUUAAACUUAAAGAUUCUAUACUCAGUAUAGUACACGUAAAAGGAAUAGUAUUAGUUGCACUAGCAGAUGGAACUUUAGCAAUAUUUCACAGAGGAGUAGAUGGGCAAUGGGACUUGACAAACUAUCACCUUCUAGAUUUGGGCCGACCUCACCAUUCAAUCCGGUGUAUGACUGUGGUACACGAUAAAGUCUGGUGCGGCUACAGAAACAAAAUUUAUGUGGUUCAGCCCAAAGCCAUGAAAAUAGAGAAAUCAUUUGAUGCACACCCAAGGAAGGAGAGCCAAGUGAGACAGCUGGCCUGGGUGGGAGAUGGAGUGUGGGUGUCAAUCCGUUUAGAUUCCACACUCCGCCUUUAUCACGCUCACACUUACCAGCAUCUACAAGAUGUCGACAUCGAACCCUAUGUAAGCAAAAUGCUAGGUACUGGAAAACUAGGAUUUUCAUUUGUGAGAAUCACAGCUCUUAUGGUAUCCUGCAAUCGGUUGUGGGUUGGGACAGGCAAUGGCGUCAUUAUCUCCAUUCCAUUAACAGAAACUGUAAUCCUCCACCAGGGACGUUUACUGGGGCUGAGGGCGAACAAAGCAGCAGCAGGUUCUGGCAACCGUCCAGGCAGCGUAAUACGUGUAUAUGGUGAUGAAAACAGUGAUAAAGUGACACCUGGGACCUUUAUACCAUAUUGUUCAAUGGCACAUGCACAACUUUGUUUCCAUGGGCAUCGUGAUGCUGUUAAAUUCUUCGUUGCAGUACCUGGUCAGGUUAUUUGUCCACAGACAGGAGGAGGCCCAGAGCCACCCAGUGAUAAAGCUGCCCUAUCUGCACAGGAAUCCAACAGCCAGGUUCCCUUAAAAUCCAUGUUGGUGAUAAGUGGAGGAGAAGGGUACAUUGACUUCAGGAUGGGUGAUGAAGUUGGUGAAUCAGAAAUCCUUGGAGAGGCACUACAACUAGAGCCUUCUGUAGCCAAAGCUGAGAGGAGCCACCUGAUAGUGUGGCAGGUUAUGUGCGGCAGUGAAUAAGCUCGGAAAGCGGCUUGAGACUGAAAAAGCUUUUGCAUGUCUUUUGUUUUCAUUUUGUUUCUGUGGAACCCGUUUCACUACAUUUGAGCAUUUCUUUGCCAUUUGACUUUAUAUCACAUACCUCUCAAACCUUAACAAUACAAGAAAUCAGCUUGUGCUGUUUUACUGCAUCAGUGUUACGUAGCAAGAACAAAUUGGUUUCCCCAGACAAAAGCUGUACAGCAAUUAGGUCUCCCAAAUGCCCCACUGCAAUAGAAUUCAAUUUAUUUUAUGGUGUCACUUUUUACUACAAAUUUAUUUUAAGCAUCUUGAAUUCAUCUGCACAUUUGAGUAAAACAGCAAAGUUAUUUCCCGUGUACUGUUUCAAAAAUAUCAGAUGAAUUAUAUCCAAGUGUCAUUCUGUGCAUUCGGUGAGGAUUAAAACAAGAUGUAAGUUCUUUAUUUUUUCCACUUCUAAAUCCUACCAAUCUUGUUUGCCCUGAUGUAUUGAAUGUGCUUUGCUCAUAUCAAGAUCCAUGGGCUGAUAACAUAAAUUUUCUUGUUUAAUUGCCAGUAGCACUAAAGAUGAAAAGUACUGCCCUUAAUAAUGAGAAUUGUGGUAUUUUAUGGGGAGAAUCCUUUCCUAGUUUCCCUAUGUACUUGGGACAUAGGGACGUAAUCAAGCUGUUCCCACCUUGAUUAAUCUCAAAGGACAUUCUUAGAAUUAUUUGCAGCCUGAUUGUAUGCUCCUUGGGCAGAGGAUAGGUCACCUUUGCACACCUAUCAUCUUGGAUCCCAGCUGGUUCAUGAUACGUGACGUAAACAGACUCAAACAGGGAGCAAAUUAGCUGAGAGCUUUUGAAAUCGCCCCUAAAUUGGUUCCAGAUGCAUUGUUGUUCAUAGUCCGUUUAACUGUGUAUGUGAAAUUGUAUGCAGAGAGUUGCCGAUCACUUGCAUUGGUGUGGUCACUUACACUAAUGGGACAGAAUCACUGUAAAUGGUCUGGGAGUCUACCCCCGAGUCUGAGGAAACAAAAAUAACUGCAUCCAACUCAUUCUGUUUUACUACAAGCUUUGGAUAGAGUGAUCUCCUUUGCUACAGAUUUCCCCAAUUGAAUGCUAUCCUUUUAAUUCCUUAAAAGGUGUAGCAGCUUCCUAAUAUUUCAUUUCUUGGAAAGUAUGAAUUAAAAUAUUAAUGUUCACCUGGUACCUGCCAAGAGACUGUGGCUAUUCCCAUUAGAUGGGAGCAGAUUUUAGUGACAGAAUAGAAGAAUUUCAAAAGUGUUUCAAAUAACAAAAAAGGAACAGUCUUGAAAAACUGCCUAAACAUUUUUAUGCAAUAGGAGCAGUUUGUGAUCUAUCAAGGAAACAUGUAUUUAUAUAUAAUAUAUAUAUACACACACACACACAUUAAUUUUUUUAAAAUCAUGUUAAGCUGAGAUCUAUUGUGUAAAUAUUUAUUUAGGCAGCUUUUUAAAAAAAGAAAUGAGUGUCUUACCUGAUUAAAAAAAAUUAGUAAAACAACAUUCAGGUCUAUUGGUUAUAGAUUUAUAUGUAUAAAUACUUUUUAAGCACCAUAUUUUGUACACAACAGAUAAGUUCUGGUAUGUAUUUAGACCAUGAAAUGUGUGGUUAAAAUUUAUUGAAUGUCUAAUGUCUUUGGUAAUAGAAUUUUUUCCUCCAAUAUGCCAAAAGCGAUAAGUGAUCACAAUUUACUCAACAUUUUCAAAUGGCUAAACUGUGUUUAGAAAAUUUGAGAAAAAGAACCCUGAUCUAAAAACCCUAUGGAAGAUCCAGAAAAGCAUGUAGCUUUUUCUCUUCUUUGUUUUCCAAAAUGCUCUCACAUGCAUAAAUACACCACACUCAUUUGUGUUGCAAAUCCAAACACUUAUCCAACACUGGAGAGAAUACAAUUCAAUUUGGAGAGGAUGUUCAGGGUGGGGGGUGGGGGGAGGCCUUUUGCUGCAUGUGCCUAACUUGGCACAGAGAACUGUAUCAAGACACACAUUUUGGCUUUUAUACUAACCACUCCUAGCUGUAUGUACAGCAUGUAAUAUUGUGUGUCCAAAUGAAAUGCUCACUAAUUCUUCACAGUUUCAUGAGCCCAUCAACUUUAAAUCCAGCACUUGUGGGCACCUCUGUAAUCCUUUCAUGGUAUGAUUUCUUGGAAAGUAUUCUCCAGAUCUUUUAUGGGUGGCUGAAUCGCUACAUUCACAUUCUUGGAAAAACAUACUUUUUCCAUUUUAGUGUGGUGCUUUCCUUUUUAAAAAAAUAAAAUUUAAUGAGCUAUUUCUCUGAAGUGCUUCACUGCUGUCAGACAAUAGAUGCACCUGGGUAGCAUUUUUAAUAGCUUGCCAGUUGUAGUGAGUAAACUGAGCCAUUCUGUUCUCAUCGAGUCAACUGCUAUUCACAGCAGAGGAGCCAAUGGUCCAGCAGAGACUUCAGCACUAUUUUUCAGUGCAAGUGAGAGAUUGGCACAUGUUCACUUUCCCUUGUUUAUUUUUAAAUGUAUCCCUUGUCCUAAGGAAUAGCAGGUUUAGAUGGUGGCAUCACCACCAUUCACUAAGAUUUAAACACUCCCUGUUCCAGCGCACUUUUUAAAUGAUAGGUGGUAAAGCUCGCUAAAUUUCAUGCAUCAAAUGAUUGCCUAAAAGAAUAAUCUGUUUUGAGAAUGUCUUAUGUAUCACGUACUCAUAGUUCUAAAAUCAGGAGUUGGAAUGAAUCUCUUGAUAGUUAACAGUUUGUUAAUAGUUUGAGAGAGCAUUUCAAGCACAAAAAUAUGCAGCACAUGAUUUGUCUGAAUAGAUGUGUCUUGCAUGGUAAAAGGUAAAAUGAAAUUUAUAUAUCCUGCCAUACUGUUCAUUUCUUUGUAAGGUCUUCCUGCGUUGGAUCAGUUAGAGCUGGCAGAGUGUAGACACUUUAUCAUAGGCUGCCUUAGUAACUACAAAAUGUUUUUAUAAUCUUCUAAUAUGCUAACUGUUCUAAUGAACAUGGUGUCUUGAAGAUAAUGUGUAACUGAAUAUUUAUUUCCAUGUGAGUAUUAUGAAAGUUACCAAAGGACUGAAACUGACUUGGCACUCUUGCAGUUGACCCUGUGCAUAAAGGAUCUUAUAAAGAUCCUAAAUUUGUAAAAAUGACACAGAGUGAAAAAACCAACACAUUUCUUUGUGGAUGCUAACUUUAUUUUCCUAACAGGGUUAUGCCAUAUUGUAACAACCUAUGUUGCACCUCAAAACUUUGUUCUAUCCACUAAAUAUUUUUCCUUCCCUCGUAACAAUUUCUUUGCUGCACAUUUCUCAAUCUUUUAAACAUGUUUUAACACAUUUUAUGGUCUUUAAUUUUUCUGAAAAUGUUGUCUAGACACUUUAUGCUGAAUUUUAAUUGCCUCUGUAACCUUGAGAUGGAUACUGCAGCAUUAAAAUUGCUGUCUGUUUAAAACUUGAGGCUUCUUUCUGUGAGCCAGAAAGCUCAUAUAGCAGUGAAGUUAUUUCAGUAUUUAUUAUUGAAUCCUUGGGGGUUCAGAAUGUAACUUUGUACAUGAAAUAUAUAUAAAUAUGUAUAUGAAACGCA
Lacerta agilis (Sand lizard) is the source of this 7724-nucleotide messenger RNA. It is a transcript of the gene SPAG9, whose product is annotated as sperm associated antigen 9. The transcript is spliced from 32 exons. Gene Ontology annotation, molecular function: signaling receptor complex adaptor activity; JUN kinase binding; kinesin binding. Gene Ontology annotation, biological process: vesicle-mediated transport. NCBI's taxonomy places the organism in Eukaryota, Metazoa, Chordata, Lepidosauria, Squamata, Lacertidae. Gene Ontology annotation, cellular component: cytoplasm. The record is from RefSeq and is a predicted model, not a curated record. The coding region runs from base 190 to 4176 and encodes 1328 amino acids.